AACCCAAGCAAAACAUUAACGUGGUCCAGCCGAACACGUGCGCUAUUCUGUAUGUUUUUAUGUUUAUUGCGCCAUGAAUUAAACAGGGCUAUAUAACAAGAGCGACAUUAUUUGGAUACAAUUAGUCAAAAACAGCUGCCAGCCAUGGCAACUUCUCUUGCAAAACAGCUGAAAAGCUUGAGAACACCACAAACAAGUCUCGUAUAUGAGAAAAAGAAAGCUUCAAUUCUUUUCACAGAGUCAGAAGCUGCAUCUUAUGACCGGGAUGUCUAUUAUGAUAUUGGUCAGGCAGGUUUUCAAGACCUGCUGGAGAUCAACAAUGAAUUUAGAAAGUUCAAAGACCCCCUCUUUGGGAAGGCAUCACGUGAUCUCCAGAGGGCCGUAGAAACCAAAGAGGUAAACCAGAAGCUUGAUGAUGCCAUUGAAGGCUUCCUACUCCUACUUUCACCCUACUUGGAAAAACAAGCAUCUUUGAAGGCAUUGGAGUGGCUAAUACACAGAUUUAUGAUUAAUGAAAUGAAUAUCCCAGCCCUCCUCAUGUGCAUCUUCCCCUACUACGAAUCUGCACUCUUCAUCCGCAUUCUUCAGAUUGUCCCGCUCUCAGACCAUUGGCAAUUUCUGGUGGGUCCAAAGAAGAAGGGCUUCCCUUUGGCCAAGCAUACACUGUUUAUGGAGUGGGGCAAGAACCAGGGCUUCAGAUCUUUCCUUGCAAAAUAUCUGAAGAAGAUGUGCACAGUACACGAUAAGGAGGCCAAUCUGAAGAUAGCAAUUGCAUUCUACACAUCCACAGUCAUUGGAGGUCUUUGCUUGCAGGAAGUGGUACAAGAAUGGCAUAUCUCAUACAUUGUAAAGUCCCUGCCAACCUGCCUAAAGUCACCUCAUGCAGAGCUGGUGGCAGGGAUGUACUUCAUCCUGGUGCAGUUGUCCAUCAAAGUUAAGCUUAAUCAGGAUCUUCUCGAUAGAGUGAUGGAACUAAUGAUUAGUGAGAAUAAUCCACCUGCAGCUUUGAAGCGUGAGUGUAUGCUAACACUGCUAGUAAUAUUUCACCACCAAGAAAUGACACGUCUGAGCCCUGCACUGGUGGAGAGGUUAGAUGAGAAGCCUGAGCUCCUUCAACAGGUGGAAGAGCAGGCCAAGAUAAAGAGUGUUGCACCAUUCAUGUCUGCUUAUGUUGCAGCAUAUAUCAAGUGGCUGUGCAGUGAAGAAUGUGAAUUGAAGACACCUGUAAAAGAGAAGAAAUUUGCUCACCUCCUACAACUAAUUGGAAAGAUGCCUCUUUCAAGUUCUGAUGCUGCAGAAGUAAUAUGGAGUGUGUUUGAAGCAGUUGAAGACAAUUAUGAUCAUAUUAAGGAAAUGGCAACCAUGAAUUUGGGUUCAGCUAUUAACAAAUUGGAGGUCAAUCACACAGAAGGUUACAGUCAAGCCAUGGCAAAGUUGAUCAGCUGGAAUGAUAUGCAUGUUGGCAAGAAGUACAAGUUGAUUUUAAAGAAGAUUCUGAACACCCAAGAUGGAGGUAGUGGUAUCAGCUUCACACACUUGGUCCAUCCUGAUGACAAGGUCCGCCUGGCUGCUGCAGAGAAUUUUGCUGAGAAAGUCAACAAGGGCUUGGAGAAUGAUGAAAAAAUGAUCAAGAUGCAGAUGACAAAUAUGCUUAAUGAUGAAUACCCAGCAAUAGUCUCUGUGGCUUUGUCUCUUGAGACGGGCAUACACAUGCUAGAGACUUCAUUCACUAUGGAAAAGUGUGAAGAACUUUUAGAGAGGGUCCAGAGCCACCAUGAGAAGUGGGGAGAUACACAGAUACCAUGUCUGAGGGUACUAUGUCAAACCCUUUCACCAAAGUAUGACAAAGAUCAGCUGAUGAAUGUCCUGUUCAUUUGUCUUCCAUAUGUGCUGUUCCCCAAGAGUCAUGACUAUGAUGCUGCUAAGAUGAUUCUGAAAUCAAAGAUGACUGUUUGCAGUCCUUUCCUGGCAGCCUUGGCUAUGGAACUAAGUCCUUUGUUGAUGAACCUCAAGCAAAAGCAGUACCUUCGAAAGAUCAUGACUGUUGUCCCAAAGGCCAUCAGUGAGUUAUCAAAAGAAGAACAGGUGGCCUUGUGGUCAUAUGUAGAAAAAUAUUUAGCUUCUCAGCACAGCCAGCUCGGGUGCUUUGUCUCUCUUGUUUUGCUGCGCUCUGGUUUAGUCAGCGAUAAGAUGGGGAAUGAUAUUCGCUUGAAAUUAGCACACAAGAUUGUGGAUGCAUGUCAGGCUGGAUUGGAUUCUGAUAUUAAGGCACCAUCUGAUAAAACUAAUAAGGAUAUGGAAGGGAAGGAUGACCAUGUCGAACUUGCAUUUUGUCUGGAGGCUGCACGGAAGGGAUCCCUAACUCUCCCAUUUUUGACAAGCUGUUUAAAGCAAGCACUGCAAGUCUUCAAAUUACCUGCUGCAUGCACUACAACCACAUUCUGGACGCCGUUCAUGGAGGAUGUAGAGGAAGGAAACAUUCUUCUCCUUGUAAAAGCUCUGAGAAGUGCAAUACAGUUGGAGAGAUUUGAAGAUAUUGGUACUGCCUUUAGAGAUAAUUUGGUAGUGGUUAUCCUGAAAGACUCUUUAAAAACUAUAGAAAACAGAUACCACUUCCUUGCCAUGAUCUGGGGAUGGCACUCGUCUCUCUCUGAACUUGUUGAUGAAACUCUGCAGUCGAGAAGCGAUAAGCACGCCGAGAGGAAGCUAUUGGAAAGCCCCGGUCGAGAGCGCUACACCAGUCGCAGCCGUGAAGAGCAGACAGGAUCGGAGAAAAGCAACGCCCGUUCCAGGGAGUCGUGCGCUCUCGGCCGAGGCUUUCCAAUACACUCCUCUCGGCGUACUUCUGGUCGCGGCCUCAGCCACAAACCUUAA
Penaeus indicus is the source of this 2874-nucleotide messenger RNA. Its product is annotated as HEAT repeat-containing protein 1 homolog. Gene Ontology annotation, molecular function: snoRNA binding. The coding region runs from base 145 to 2874 and encodes 909 amino acids. The record is from RefSeq and is a predicted model, not a curated record. Gene Ontology annotation, cellular component: 90S preribosome; t-UTP complex; small-subunit processome. Gene Ontology annotation, biological process: positive regulation of transcription by RNA polymerase I; maturation of SSU-rRNA from tricistronic rRNA transcript (SSU-rRNA, 5.8S rRNA, LSU-rRNA). The transcript is spliced from 16 exons. Lineage: Eukaryota; Metazoa; Arthropoda; Malacostraca; Decapoda; Penaeidae.